UCAAGUCUGAUCUGCGUCUGACCUGGUUUGGUGCCGGAUACCACAAAAAACAUUCUAAUUUGCCCCUCUUCCUUCAGAUCUCUUGUUUUUGUUUAUCUCCUCUCUACGCUGUUUCGGACCUUGUGCAGGCACAACGGGUUCUGCUCCCAUGGCGUCUUCUCGCAUCGAUGAUUUUGUUCAUGUUGAUGUAGUCGGAGCGCAGGCUGAUUCCAACAUCCAGUCUCAAGGUUCGGAGGAGAGCGUUGUGGCAGAUAACGCAGCCAAUGACGCGGUUAGUGGAGAGGGUGAGCCCCGAGGCUAUGUCAGGAAGGCACUGCCUGAUAAGCUGAUGAAGAGCGUUGUGAUGCUCAGUUGCGAGUCGUACGCGGAAGGCGGCAUCUGCGAUGUGUAUCUGCUAGGAACAGCUCACGUGUCUGCGGAAUCUUGCCAACAAGUCCAAGCCGUGAUCAAUUUCUUAAAGCCACAGGCUGUCUUUUUGGAGUUAUGUUCAAGUCGUGUUGCAAUACUAACACCUCGAAAUUUAAAGAUACCAACAAUGGGGGAAAUGGUGGAUAUGUGGAAGAAACAAUAUAACUUGUUUGCAAUACUAUACAGCUGGUUUCUUGCAAAGGUAGGUUGCCAGUAAGCUUGAUGCUUUACCCGGGGACGAGUUUCGUGUUGCAUAUGAAGAAGCAAUGAAGUAUGGUGGCAAGGUGAUUCUUGGAGACCGCCCUGUCGAGGUGACAUUGAGAAGGACUUGGGCAAAAAUGCCCCUAUGGCACAAGACAAAAUUAGUUUAUUCAUUGAUGUUUCAAGCCUUAUUUCUACCAAGCCCCGACGACAUCAAUAGAAUGUUGAAAGAAAUGGAUGAUGUCGAUAUGCUGACUCUUGUUAUUCAAGAAAUAAGCAAACAAUUCCCAACUCUAAUGGAGACACUAGUACAUGAGCGGGAUCAGUAUAUGUCGUCAAGACUACGUGCGGUUGCUUGUCAACAUAAUUCUGUUUUGGCUGUUGUUGGAAAGGGCCACCUCAUCGGAAUGCAGAAACACUGGCAGAAACCCAUUAAGCUGAAUGAAUUGCUUAGCACCUUGCCCCCUUCAAAGAAACCCACAGGGCAUGUGAAGAAAAUUUUGACAGCUCUUGGAAUUGCUGUUGCAGGAGCGGCUGUAGCGUCGCGACUGUAUUUCUCAACUAAGAAGUAAGCAAAUGUGCUUUCUAGUCUAUCAUAAUAGGCCCAUUAACUAUGAACACAGACACACAUACACACACAGAGAAAGAAAGGCUUUGCAGGUGUGGAAGAGUCCAUCCUAAAAAUGUGUGAGCACACAAAGUCCCUUAGUUUUGCCUUCAAAUAGAUGCAGAAUUUUUCCUCCC
Molecule: messenger RNA, 1353 nt
Organism: Cuscuta epithymum
Lineage: Eukaryota; Viridiplantae; Streptophyta; Magnoliopsida; Solanales; Convolvulaceae
Source: the annotation of a GenBank genome assembly